GCCUGAUGCAUUUCUCCUCAGAGUAGUGUAGAGCUUCCUGUGGUCGUGGUUGGAGCGGGCGGCUUCAGACAGCUGUCCCUGGAAGCUGCAGCAUGGGACGUGCUGAGGUGUAUGUUGGUGAGCUUCCUCAAGACUUUCUUCGUAUUACCCCAACCCAGCAGCAACAGCAAAUCCAGCUGGACGCCCAGGCAGCUCAGCAGCUGCAGUAUGGAGGACCAAUGAGUACAGUGGGCAGACUGAGCAUUACUGUAGUACAGGCAAAAUUGGCAAAGAACUAUGGAAUGACCCGCAUGGAUCCCUACUGCCGGAUACGGCUGGGGUAUGCUGUGUAUGAAACCCCCACAGCACAUAAUGGAGCCAAGAACCCUCGCUGGAACAAAGUGAUUCAGUGCACUGUUCCUCCGGGUGUGGACUCUUUUUACCUAGAGAUAUUUGAUGAGCGCGCCUUUUCAAUGGAUGAUCGCAUUGCUUGGACACACAUUACGAUUCCUGAAUCUCUAAAACAAGGAAAUGUGGAGGACGAAUGGUACAGCCUGAGUGGAAGGCAGGGUGACGACAAAGAAGGAAUGAUUAACCUGGUGAUGUCAUACACGUCUUUGCCAGCUGCCAUGAUGAUGCAGCCCCAGCCAGUGGUUCUGAUGCCCACUGUAUACCAGCAAGGCGUGGGAUAUGUGCCUAUAGCAGGGCUUGAAUACUUUGCUCUGGGAAUGCCUGCAGUCUGUAAUCCUGACAUGGUCCCUGUGGCAAUACCACCUCCUGCAGUCAAUCCUCAGCACCUGUGUAAUGAAGAGGACCUGAAAUCUAUCCAGGACAUGUUUCCCAACAUGGACAGAGAAGUAAUCCGCUCAGUGCUAGAAGCUCAGAGAGGGAACAAGAAUGCAGCUAUCAACUCCUUGCUUCAGAUGACUGAAGAAUCAUAGAAUCACUUCCUGCGUUGUCCCUUUCCUCAAUGCCACUUAUUUUUACUUGCCAAGCCAGGGAUUUAGCUAGAGGAAGAAUUUCCUGCAGUUUGCUGUUAGUGCAUCCUGUAUUCAAGAAUAUAUCCCCUUUUCUCCUUGAGCAUUUGGAUCUUUUCACUUUCUUAUGCUAAACUGAGUAUGUGCAGGUAGAGAAUGUCCUACAAUACAGCGCUGAAACACCUUUGAUAUCAUCUGUGCCCUGUUUGGCUGUAUUCUGAGGGAAUAAUGCUGCUUUUUUCCCUUUCUCUCCCUCUGUUCAAAAACUUGUUCUUACAGAAUAACUCUAUGCAGUACAGGAUUUACUACUGUUUGGUAGAGUGGAAAAAUUGCUUUUCCAGUGGAGGGUUUGCUUUUUGAACAAUUUAUUUGCUGAAGUGUUUAGGUUUAACCAAGCAACCUGUUUAUAGCAGAAAUUAAAAGAAAGUCCUGCUCCUUGUCCUGUAGUGGUCAGUUAUUGCUGUGAGAUAUUCAACUGCUUGUGAUUGAUGGAAGACUUCUGGUUUAGUAUGUUAUAUUUCUAAGGUUGUGCUUGCUGGUAUUUCUAAUGAGCAUCUUCCCUUCAAUCUAGUUAUUGAGCACCAAAGCAGUAUAUUAUCUCGUGUCCACUUGGGGCUUUUAUCACACCAUAGAACAUGGUUAUAUAUCUGUAAAAUCUUAACAAAUGACUUUUUAACUUGUGCAGUCUACUGCUGUAGCAGAGAACAGAGUCCUGAUGUACUCCCACUGCAAAUUGCACUCAUUACUGCUUCUACAUUCCCAUGACUAUUUCAAAGGACAAACACAGAAGCACAGGAGGAAAGAUUUUGUGCCUAGAGAAUAAAUGAAAAAUUUAAGGUAUUGCUGUUGAUCUAAAAAAAAAAGUAGAAAUGUAUGAUCUGUUUAAGGCUUCUUUCUUCGCAUCUAUAUUUCAGCAAAACUACCAUUGUAUAUGAGUAGACAAACUAUUGUAUUUCUUUGUGCAAUUUGAAAGUAGAAGCAUGGAAAACAGUCUCAGAAUCUUUGAAUGUCACUGAGCUGCCCAAUGACUUGUUGAUUGUGGUUGCUGUGGUCACAGUGGUUGAGGUUGGAGGGCAUCUCUGAAGGUCAACUGGUCCAACCCAAUUUAUUUGAUACAGGUGGAAAUAAUUCUUUGUGGGAGAAAAUGUAACAUAUCUGACUUAGUCUGAUUCUCAGAGGAGGUUAGAGGUUGCUUGUAUUUAUUAUUGGUGGGUUUUUUUUCCAGAACAGUUCAUCUUGGAGCUGCAGAAUCUUACAGUAGGCACUGGUUAUCCUGGUGGAUAAUUUCCUGCAGUGUCUGUGUAGAUGACAAAGUAAUGCACUUUAAGUAGUAUGUACCAGGUAAUUAUUUCAGUGAUGUGCAAUGUUGCUGUUCUAUCUUUUUUUUAAUGUUUAAUUUCAGAUACUUUCUACAAUAGCCAUAAACUGUUACAUUUUCAAGAGUUGGAAUGAAUGUACACUUGGAAUCCAGGCUCUUAACUGAUUCAUGAGAACUGUGCAUUUAAACAGAGUCUGGAAUAGGGAAAAGUGACCCUUAUUCUCUUUUUCCUCAAACUCUGCUGCAUGUCACACACUUAAAAUAUUCUUUCAUAUCUGCUGAAAAGCUGAUUUUUUUUAUUUUUUUUUCCCUACCUACACAUAAGAAAUCUUUGGGUAGCACUGGUGGUAAAGUACGAAUAUUUAUUUUUUUAUAAUGAAAAAUGAUGGUGAAACUUUUAAAAUACAGUGCUUAAAUCUAUUCUGGUUCCUGAUCUUUUAAAGCUGUUUUUUUUCCAUAGUAAAGAAUUUUACAUUUUGUUACAAAUCUCCCUACGGUUGUAAAUUUACCCUUGAAAGCAUAAAUAUGCCUACACAUCCUCCAUGGUCUUAAUGAAAUCCAAGAGUACCUUUUUUGUGCUUUAGUAGUGGAGUCCCUGCAUUUUGUUUUUCUAAAAUAAAACAGGUGUUCAUCAAGAAACUCCUCUUGUACCUUCCCUCCAGUUUCUGUAAGUGUUGUGAUUGAAUAGGUGUGGAGGCAUUUGGCCUUUGUCUUCAUAGCACAGAGACUUGGCAUUGCCCAUGAGGGUAAAUAUUCAUUAAGUUUCAACUCUCAGCUAUGUCCAGGAAGACCUCCCCUGUGCUGGCUCUUCCUCAAAGCGAGUUGAUAGAGAUGUAAUAAUUCAGGGAAAAUGUAUCGAUUGGAUUUUCUUAUAUUAAAAUGCUGGGAUCCACAAUAACAGCUUUUUAUAAAAGCAGCAGUCACAGUUCAGUUAAUGGCUGGUAAAUUGUGCUGCAUCCUGUGACAGCUCCUUUUCAAGGACAGAACAAACAACUUCUCAACUCUAACCUUCAGAAGGAAUCAGAAUGCUAGGUUAGCUAGGCUUAUUCAUAAACUAGGUUCCAGGCCUCUGAGCAAGCUGUAGCUCCUGUUAAAUAUCUGUUGUUGUUAUGUCUUUGUUUUAUGCAAAUGUUAUGCAAAAUAGGGUAGGUAGGAGCUGACGACAGGAGAUUCAGGAGCAACGUGGCCAGUAGAUGGGAUUCAAGAUGUUAAACUGUAUUUAAAUACUGUUCUUGGGAUUUUUAUCUUGAUUUUACUUAUGUGUUAUAGCUGAAAAUUUUAUUUCAAGGUCGUCUUUUAAAAACAAACACUGACUGUGAUCCUGCUCAGCUUUUCAGCAUAAAUAGCCUCAGUCAAUCUGCUCAUUUAGGUCUGAAUUGGAAAGAGGUGGAAAAAAGGUGGGGAGUAGGUUGGCUUUCCUACAGUCUGAAAUGAAAGCGUUGGAACCAAAAGUCUGAUUCUUGAUAUAAAUUGUCACUGUUGUCGUAGCCUUUGACGAAAUGCUGGUGAGAUGAUACUGUUUGACACUGUGCUGCUCAGCAGCUUCAAGCAGCUCAGAGCCAAAGCCAGAUGUAAAAGCCUGGCGCCUGCUAGAAGUGAAUGCUUUUAGUACUAAUUUGAGUCCUGCCAAGAGCCUGAACUUGCUAAGAAUAGGAACAUUUUUUGUCUAGCUAGAUCCUUGCUGCUUUCUUCUCUACUGCUGUUUGCAUCUGUUGAUGGUACCGAAUGUUUUUUCCCUUACAAAUGUUACUGCUUGUUUGGUUGAUCUGUAAUACAAUACAGAGAAUGUUCUUUGCUGUAGUAAUUCUGAAGACAUUGUUUCUCUCUGUAUUGAGGUCCAGUGUCCAAAUGUUUAUUGCACUCUAGAAUACAUAAACUUUUUUGUUCUAAUUUAAUAAAUGUAUCAUCUAAAUGAAAGUGUA
Molecule: messenger RNA, 4196 nt
Organism: Lagopus leucura (white-tailed ptarmigan)
Lineage: Eukaryota; Metazoa; Chordata; Aves; Galliformes; Phasianidae
Gene: TOLLIP
Product: toll interacting protein
Exons: 7
Coding region: 93-920 (275 amino acids)
Biological process (GO): ubiquitin-dependent protein catabolic process
Cellular component (GO): cytoplasm
Molecular function (GO): ubiquitin conjugating enzyme binding; ubiquitin binding
Source: RefSeq, a predicted model, not a curated record